ACCACCACUCCCACAAUAUAAAACACAAAACCCCCAAAUAAGAUCUCACACAUGAACAAGCCACCCACUGAUUUUAUUCACUUCAAGAGCAUGCAAAACAAUCCCUAUGCAAACCUCUUACUAAAAAAACCCCAAAUUAUUAUUACUAUUAUUAUCACCCAUCUCUACCCUCUUUCCCACCAAUCUUGAUCUAAACAACAACAAGAUUCAUAUCUUUCUCACGUGGGUAUCCUCAAAAAUGUCCGAGGAUGUCGGAACCAGCACCUGUAAACCAAAAACCUCCGUCACCGGCGAGUAUUCCGUCACAAACCCAGAUCAAGUACUCGAAAACGUCCUCGAAAACGUUCUAAUUUUCCUAACCUCACGGCGUGACCGUAACGCCGUUUCACUAGUCUCCAAAUCAUGGCACCGUGCGGAAGCACACACUAGAUCCGACCUCUUUAUCGGAAACUGUUACAGUGUGGCUCCGGUUCGUGUGACCGGCCGGUUCAAGAGAAUCCGGUCGGUUUGGUUAAAAGGGAAACCCCGGUUCGCUGAUUUUAGCUUAAUGCCGGCGGAUUGGGGUGCGCAUUUCACGCCGUGGGCGCACGCUAUGGCUGGGGCUUAUCGUGCGCUUGAGAAGAUUUGUUUGAAACGUAUGACGGUUACUAAUGAUGAUCUGGGUAUUAUUGCUCGCUCGUUUUUGAAUUUCAAGGAGAUUGUUUUGGUUUGCUGUGAUGGGUUUGGUGCUAGAGGGAUUGGAGUUAUUGCUAGUGAGUGCAGGAAUCUUCGUGUUCUUGAGCUGAAUGAAGAUGAGGUUUUGGAUGAAGAAUUCGAUUGGAUUUCUUGUUUUCCGAUGGAGGGGACUAGCAAUUUGGAAUCUUUGUGUUUCGAUUGUGUCGAAUCAUCGGUUAAUUUUGAUGCAUUAGAGAGACUAGUGGCGAGAUCGCCGUUGCUAAAGAAGCUUAGAUUGAAUCGUCAUGUUUCAAUCGGGCAGCUUUAUCGGUUGGCUUUGAGAGCGCCUCAGUUGACUGAUUUGGGUACCGGCUCGUUCAGUUUACCGGAAGUUAUCGGUCAGCAACAAGCCGAAAAUCACGAACCGGAUUAUGGUCAUGCUUUUGCUGCGUGCAGAUCGAUUAUUUGUCUUUCAGGGUUUCGGGAUCUUGCACCGGAAUAUCUUCCAGCCAUAUAUCCGGUCUGUGCUAAUCUCACCUCAUUGAAUCUUAGCUAUGCUAACAUUGAUGCACAGCAGCUGAAAGCCGUUAUUCGCCACUGUCAUAAACUACGGGUUUUUUGGACACUUGAUUCAAUAUGUGAUGAAGGACUUCAAGCAGUAGCAGAUACAUGUAAAGAUCUUCGCGAGCUUCGUGUAUUCCCCAUAGAUGCUUCUGAAAAUGCCGAGGGGCCCGUUUCUGAAGUCGGUCUUCUUGCAAUUUCUUUAGGGUGUAGAAAACUAGAAUCCGUUCUUUACUUUUGUCAACAGAUGACAAAUGCAGCGGUUAUCGCCAUGUCCAAAAACUGCCCGGAUCUUGUGGUAUUUCGUCUUUGUAUAAUAGGCCGGUAUCGACCCGAUCGGGCCACGGGUGAACCCAUGGACGAGGGUUUCGGAGCCAUUGUCAAGAACUGUAAGAAACUGACUCGGUUAGCUGUUUCUGGUUUGCUAACCGAUCGAGCCUUUAGUUACAUUGGGCAAUAUGGUAAAUUGGUGCGAACAUUAUCUGUGGCUUUUGCUGCAGACGGUGAUACCGGGCUAAAAUACGUGUUGGAAGGGUGCACAAAUCUGCAAAAGCUUGAAAUCAGAGAUAGCCCGUUUGGGGACUCGGGUUUACUGUCGGGUUUGCACCAUUUUUACAAUAUGAGGUUUGUUUGGCUGUCGUCAUGCAGAGUGACUAAACAAGGAUGUUUGGAAGUUGCUAGAAGAUUGCCGAAAUUAGUGGUGGAGGUUUUUCGCAGGGAUGAGGAGGAAGGAGGCGAGAGGGGCGAUUUUGUCAAUACGCUUUAUAUGUACCGGUCACUCGAUGGCCCACGAGCAGAUGCACCACAAUUUGUCAAGAUUCUGUGAAUUUCAAAGAUGUAAGCAGGCAGGCCAUCAUACCGAUUUAAACUGUGUUCAUGAUAUGUUGGGUGCAUCUUUCUUCAUGAAUUUUUAAGAAAAUAUGAUCUUCAACAACGAUAUUUUAACGCGUAUGCUGCACCUUCUCAUGCAAUAAAUGAGUGACAGUUGUUGAAGAUCACCGUGGGGCUGUCAAGAUCUGUGGGUCACCGAAACUUUGGCUGUUGUUUGGAUCAAAUACAAGUUUGUAGUGUUUUACACGAAAAAAGAUUCGAUCUUUGAGGUGGGGUUGAUCUUAUUUAAUGAAGUUUGUUGUUUUACGCGAUAAAGAUUCGAUCUUUGAGGUGGGGUUGAUCUUAAUUGAUGAAGUUUCUCUAAGCAGCAGAUGAUAGUAUUAUUUAAUUUGGUAGCAGAGAGCUUUGAAUCCUGUUACAUGUUGUACUCAGAUGUUAGUGAUACAUUCAUAUCUUCUUUAUUUUAGAAGUUUGUUUUAAAGAUGUUUUAGUCAGAAGCCCUUGAUUUUGUUUAGUUGGAAAAAAAAAAAAGACUUUGGUGCUUCUGUUGUAUGCUUGUAUCAGCAAUGGUCAAAUCUGGAGUAAUGUACCAGUUCAUAAGCAUAAAA
This is a messenger RNA of Helianthus annuus (common sunflower), 2654 nucleotides long. Its product is annotated as transport inhibitor response 1-like protein. Gene Ontology annotation, cellular component: SCF ubiquitin ligase complex. Lineage: Eukaryota; Viridiplantae; Streptophyta; Magnoliopsida; Asterales; Asteraceae. Gene Ontology annotation, biological process: SCF-dependent proteasomal ubiquitin-dependent protein catabolic process. Bases 239 to 2041 code for a protein of 600 amino acids. The transcript is spliced from 3 exons. The record is from RefSeq and is a predicted model, not a curated record.